UAUAAAUUAUGGGCAUACACAUACAGUAAGGUGAUUUAUUUUAAAAAAAUACAGCCCACCUUGAGAGAGAGACUUCUUUGUGCACCAAACCUUUAAAUGGUGAGCCGCCUGUUAUAUUUUCCUUUUGCUUUUUUGGAUUACGUUGUUUAAGGACCUUAAUCAGCUCUUCACCAUGAAGACUGUUACCUUUCUUCUCCUAAUGAUGAUCAGUUGUCUAGGAGGAUUAGGACAGAAGCUGACACCAAAGAAAAGGAGCAAUGUUGAAGAAAUCCGUUUUCAGACUAAAGCCAAAGAUUCAUGCACAAUGACCGUGACUGGUGAUGAGGAAGUUAAACUCAGAAUUGAAUGCAGAAACCAAGGCAAGUCAUAUUGGUGUGAGUACACUGGCAAACCUGCAGUUUGUCGUGCUUUCAAUAACAAUCCAAAGGCUUAUUGGAACCAGAUUGCCCUUGAACUUAGAAAACUUCCAAAUGCUUGCCUGUCCACCUCAGUGCUGAAGCCUGCUAUGUGCCAAAAGGCUCCCACAGAUGCUCACAUGAAGCAAGUAGCUUCCAGCUUGAUGCCAACUCAGAAUCCUAGCCAACAACCAGAUACCAACAAUCAAGGGAAGUCGGUCCAGAAAUCAUCAACUUCUCUGAAGCAGGCAGGAAAGAGCUCUAUCAAAAAAGCAGGGAAACCUAGACCAUCUACCCUGCUUCUUAUAAAACCAACCCAGCACAGUCAGGCAUCUGAAAAUGAAACUGAAGCAAUGAAGUUGGCACGAGAACAUUGCUGGGAAUCGCUGCACAAUUUCUGCUCCUACAUCAUCAGCUUCUUUAGAGGCUAAUUACUUCAGGGCAAAUUUUUUACUGUUGAAAAAGAGAUACCUACAGUAGUUUAAUGGAGUUUGUAGACUAAUGGCUUUUAGUUCCAAAAUGGGACCAUCUCUGGAAAUCUUGUUGCAAUUAUUUUUUGCUUUGCACCUCUGAAAUGAAACUAUUUUUAACAAGUUCUCAUAGCAAGCACCGAAGAUGCAUGGAAUUGGAAUAAUUGUACUGAAAGUAUUAUGAUAAACUCAUCAUUUAAACUUGCUGAUUCUUCUAGAGAUGUAGGAACAUGAGUAUUUAUAUAUACAUCCAAGACUCCAAUUUAACCUUUUUUGUGCUCUAUAUCACUAAGUAGUAUUGUGUGCACGAUUUGCUUUGAAUGAGUAGUUAAUGAGAGAAAAAAGCUGUAGAUAAUGCUGCAAUAAAAAAUGACUUUUGAAAA
Molecule: messenger RNA, 1248 nt
Organism: Alligator mississippiensis (American alligator)
Lineage: Eukaryota; Metazoa; Chordata; Crocodylia; Alligatoridae
Gene: FGFBP2
Product: fibroblast growth factor binding protein 2
Exons: 2
Coding region: 173-826 (217 amino acids)
Biological process (GO): cell-cell signaling
Molecular function (GO): growth factor binding
Source: RefSeq, a predicted model, not a curated record